Messenger RNA from Radiomyces spectabilis, 1989 nucleotides. Its product is annotated as armadillo-type protein. Bases 1 to 1989 code for a protein of 662 amino acids. NCBI's taxonomy places the organism in Eukaryota, Fungi, Mucoromycota, Mucoromycetes, Mucorales, Radiomycetaceae. The transcript has 3 exons. Gene Ontology annotation, biological process: mRNA splicing, via spliceosome. Gene Ontology annotation, cellular component: catalytic step 2 spliceosome. Gene Ontology annotation, molecular function: RNA binding; protein binding. The record is from RefSeq and is a predicted model, not a curated record.
AUGCGAGCGACCACACGUGCCGGUGGUGCGUACAUUCCGCCUCAUCGCUUAAGACAGAUGCAGCAGAAUGUUACUGAUAAAAGCAGUGAACAGUAUCAGCGCAUUACCUGGGAAGCCUUGAAGAAAUCCAUCAAUGGUCUCAUCAACAAGGUCAACAAUUCCAAUAUAAAGAUGAUCGUUCCGGAACUGUUUGGUGAAAAUCUCGUACGAGGACGUGGUCUUUAUUGUCGAAGUGUCACCAAAGCCCAAAGUGCCAGUUUGCCAUUUACCCCCGUUUACGCUGCUGUCACCGGUGUAAUCAACACCAAAUUGCCUGCCGUCGGUGCGUUAUUGUUAACACGAUUGGUCGUCCAAUUCCGUCGUGCCUUCCGUCGCAAUGAUAAGACUGUCUGCUUAGCCGUAUGUACAUUCAUUGCUCACUUAACUAACCAACUUGUGGCCCACGAAAUUUUGGCUCUGCAAAUGUUGGCGCUACUGUUAGAACGACCUACCGAUGACUCUGUAGAGAUUGCGGUAGGAUUUAUGCGCGAAGUGGGCGCUCACCUUGCCAACGUCUCGCCUAAACCGAACAAUGCGAUUUUUGAACGCUUCCGAGCAAUCUUGCACGAAGGUCAAAUUGACAAACGUAUUCAGUACAUGAUCGAAGUGUUAUUCCAAGUUCGCAAAGAUAAAUACAAAGACAACCAACCGGUGGUACCUGAACUCGACCUCGUAGAAGAAGACGAUCAGAUCACUCACUACAUCGGCCUUGAUGACGAAGAUUUGGAUGUGGAAGAAGGUUUGAAUAUUUUCAAAUACGACCCGAAUUACGAAGAAAACGAGGAAAAGUAUGCGGCUAUCAAGGCCGAGAUUUUGGGUGAAGAAUCGGAUGAAGAAUCCGGAAGCGGGGAAUCCGAGGAUGAAAGUGAAGAAAGCUCCAGCGAAGAAGAAGAGACGCAACAAAUGGAAAUCACUGAUGCUACCAAUGCGGACGUCAUUGAACUUCGACGCCGAAUCUAUCUCACUGUCAUGUCUAGUGUCGACUUUGAAGAAUGCUGUCACAAGCUGAUGAAGCUCGAUAUUCGUGAAGGUCAAGAGAUUGAACUGUGCAACAUGAUUGUUGAAUGUUGUUCGCAAGAACGUACUUUUCUCAAGUUUUACGGUUUGAUGGCGGAGCGAUUCUGCAAAAUGAAUCGCGUUUGGGCGGAAAACUUUGUAGAAUGCUUCCGGGAAGUGUACGACACCAUUCAUCGCUACGAAACCAACCGUCUCCGAAAUAUUGCAAAGUUAUUUGGUCAUUUAUUCUAUUCGGAUUCUUUGGCAUGGACGUGCUUUUCCAUUAUUCAUCUGACCGAAGAAACCACCACAUCUGCCUCUCGUAUUUUCGUCAAGAUUUUAUUCCAGGAAAUCAGUGAAUCGCUCGGUCUGAAGAAAUUGAAAGAACGAAUGGGCGAUCCUUACAUGGCCGAGAGUUUUGCUGGCAUGUUUCCCAAAGACAAUCCCAAAGACACGCGAUUCGCCAUCAAUUACUGGACCAGUAUCGGUUUGGGCGCAUUAACAGAAGACCUUCGUGAAUGGCUACGAACCGCUCCACAACAAAUCAUGCGAACGCGACGUGGCAGUACAAGCAGUACCAGCGGUAGCGAAAGCAGCAGCAGCAGCAGCAGUGGUAGCUCAAGUGAUAGUGACAGCGACAGCGACAGUAGCAGCGGCAGUUCCAGUGGCAGCUCAUCGGAUAGCGACAGUGACAGCGACGCAAGCAGUCGUAGCCGUAGCCGUAGCCACAGACGCACCUAUAGAAGAGGUCGCAGCCGCAGCCGCAGUGUCAGUUCCGUGUCAAGCCGUAGCCGUAGCCCCAGCCGUAGUCCCAGCCGUAGUCCCAUUCGUCGUCGUUCCCGUUAUCGCAGCCCAUCUCGCGAACGUGGUCGCCCUCGUAAGAGAGAUCUUAGUGGCAGCCGCGAUCGUAGCUAUGACCGCAGUAGAAGGAGAAGAAGAUCGGACAGUUAUUAG